AUGAUAGCAAAACUAGUGAUUACGGAUGUAUUGGACGAAUUGAAUGAAGAAAACGGUCGACUAAUGUCUGAAUUAGUUUUCAUGCAAUACAUUAAACUGAAAACUAAUAUUAAAAUUGAUUUCAAAAAUUCGGUCAAAAUUAAUGUGAAGAAGACAUUGAAGAAAACUAUUGACAAUAAUAGUGGUUAUAAUAACUUAAGAAAUAAAUGCAUUGAUAAUAAUAAUAAUAAUCUGAAGGAAACUGUGGACACAUCGCGUGAUAAUUCAUUGAAUAAACGAAUUAAUAUUUAUUUCAAUAAACAAACAGAAAAGGUGUCCACAAAUGUCCAACACUUGGACUCUUCAGACAAAUACCACAAUAAUACUAAACAAGAAGACAUACCACGGAUUAAGAGACAGUAUACUAAACGUAAGAUUAAGACAACGACGACAACAAUAAGUGAUCCAUCAGUGAAGACAAAGAUUAAGAAAAAAUAUAGUAAACAAAAGAAGUUUGUCUGCGAUUGGAUUGGAUGUGAUAAACGAUUUCGUGAAUCAAAUCAACUUCUGUCGCACAUACGGGUCAAUCAUACCAAUGAGCGGCCGUACAGUUGCCAGUUGUGCAACAAAUCAUUUCCGGUAACGACAGCACUGAAAGCGCACCAAAAAUUUGUUCAUAACAACAGUGAUGAUCAGUCAUCAUCAUCACCACCGAAGCUAAAGUGUCCGUACGAUGGCUGCGCCAAACAGUUUAGUUUGAAGUCAUUGUUGAACUCUCAUAUGAAAUACAGACAUAAACCCAGAGAAUUCAAAUGUGAUGUCGACGGUUGUGACAAAAGUUUUUGCUAUCGUAACAAACGUGAAAUACAUAGAUUAAGAUUUCAUUCGGAUGUUAGGCCGUUCCCCUGUGAAUGGCCCGGUUGUGACAAACGAUUCAAGUCGUCCACUAAUUUGCGACGGCAUCGCGAAACCCAUAGUCUGGUGCGCGGCUACCGGUGCGAUGUCGGCGACUGCACUAAGACGUUCAAUACACAGCAAAGUCUAAAUAGUCAUAAACUGACGCACACCCGACCCUACCAGUGCUCGUGGCCGGCCUGUGAGUUCAGGACGGCAUCCAGUGUUGUACUCAACGAUCACGUGAACGGACAUCAGGGCAUCAAACCAUUUAAAUGUCAUUUUCAUGGAUGCGAUUGCAGUUACAGUAGUAGAGCAUCGCUGAGAGUUCAUUGGCGUCUAAUACAUAAACACAAUAGGAUUGAAAUGAUGGUAAAUGUGAUGAUUAAGGAUAUAUUGGAUGAGUUGAGUGAAGAAAAUUGUCGACUAAUACGUGAAUUAGUUUUUAGCAAACAAUUGAUUGAAUUGUUUGAUAAAUACAGACAUUUAGUUAAAAGUUUGCAAACAAAUUGUGUUUGUAUUGAAAACAAUGAAUUGAAAACACAAUUCAAUGAAAUGGAUGUCAAAUACAAUGAACUCAAGACUCGAUAUACAACUGAUGACAGACUGAACGCAAAGAAAAGUGAAGAUAAAUCUAGUGAUCAAUUGUUAGACAGACCACCGGUUAAGAGACAGUAUAUUAAACGUAAAAUUAAGACAACAUCGAAAACAACAACAACUUGUGAUCCAAUAAUGAAGACACAGAUUAAGAGAAGAUAUAAUAAACAGAAAACAAUUAAUCCGGAAAUAACAGACAACUGUUGUGAUGAUAGAGUGGUCGAUAAAAUCACUGAUAAACCAAUCAAUGAUAAUGACUGUGAUAUUGUGGACAACAAAACCAGUAAUACUCGGCAGAAAUCUUCGGCAGAAAUAUUAUCAGUGAAGACAACUGAUAGGAAAAAAUAUACUAAACAUAAGAAGUUUGUCUGCGAUUGGAUUGGAUGUGAUAAACGGUUCGCCGAAAGAGACUAUCUGGUGGCACACAUACGGAUCAAUCAUACAAAAGAGCGGCCAUACAGUUGCCAGAUAUGCGGCAAAACAUUUUCGGUAAUGAGAUUAUUGAAAGCACAUGAAAAAGUAGUUCAUUCGGCUUCAAACAGAUUCAAGACUCAGCCGCUGAAGUGUCCGUACGAUGGCUGCCGUAGAGUGUAUAGUUUGGAGACAACGUUGAACUAUCACAUCAACUAUAAGCACAAGAAUUUGAUACCGAAAUCGUUUAGAUGCGAUGCCGACGACAGUUGCGAUAAAAGUUUUUACAAUCGCUAUCAAUGGGAACGACACAAGCAGGCCGUCCACUACGAUCUGAGACCGUUUCCGUGCGAAUGGCCCGGUUGUGACAAACAGUUUAGGUCGACCAGUGAGUUGAGAGUACAUCGCGAAAGACAUAGCGGUGUCCGACAGUAUCGGUGCGAUGUCGGCAAUGAAUGCAAUAAGACGUUCACUACCCGUAAAUGUCUGAAACAGCAUCAAUUGUCRCACACCCGACCCUACCAGUGCUCGUGGCCGGCCUGUGAGUUCAGAUGCGCWAACAAUAUUACACUCAACGAUCAUAUGAACGGACAUCAGGGCAUCAAACCAUUUAAAUGUCAUUUUCAUGGAUGCGAUUGCAGUUACAGUAGUAGAGCAUCGCUGAGAGUUCAUUGGCUUAUUGAAAUGAUGGCAAUAAAUGUGACAAUUAAUGAUGUAUUGGAUGAGUUAUGUGAAGAAAAUCGGAGACUUUUUGCUGAAUUAAGAUAUUGUCAACAAUUGUGGGAAAUGUUUGAUAAAUACAGACAUUUAGUUAAGAGUUUGAAAACAAAUUGUGUUUGUAUUGAAAACAAUGAAUUGAAAAUACAAUUCAAUGAAUUAGAUGUUCAAUAUUUGACAUUAAAGUCAAAGAAGAUAACGAUAACAUCUAAGGAUCAAAUUGUUGACAAUCAUAAUAAAGACGAUAAUAAUAGUAACACAAGAGAUCAAUGCUAUAAUAAUAAUAUUAUUAAUAAGGAAAGUGUGGACAUAUCGGUGGUUAAUGAAAUGAAUAGACCGAUCAAAAGAGGUAGAGGUAGACCAAAGAAGUCGAUGGUAUUAUCGUUAACAACAAAACGGAAUAAACUGUUGAAAUCAAAUCAACUAAAGAGUGUUUAUAGUUGUGAUUACAUCGGUUGUGACAAACAGUUCAGAUAUAUGUGUCUACUGAAGACACACAUACAGAUCAGACACAAUACGUCGGAGCGACCGUUCAAAUGUGAUAUCGACGGCUGUGACCAACGUUUCAAUCGAAAAGAGCACAUUAAACGACAUAAGACUAAUAUACAUUGCGAUGAUCGGCCGUACGGUUGUGAGUGGCCGGGAUGUGGCCUACGAUUUAAGGAUAACACGAGAUUGAAGUUACACAAUAAACGACAUACUCAUGGCGGCAGUGGUAGUGGUGUCGAUAAUUCUAGUGAUGAUAGAAGUUGUGGUAAAUUGAAUCCGAUUAGUACUGAAAAAUCUUUAGCUAAAAAGAAGAUAAUGCAGAAAAUAUAUAACAAAAAUCGUUUGAAAAAGUAUUGCUGUAAUUGGGAAGGUUGUGGCAAAAGGAUCCGCGAUAAAGAUAUGCUUUUGGCACACAUACGGGCCAAACAUACCGGUGAACGACCGUUCAAAUGUCAAAUAUGCGACAAAACAUUUUCAAUGGAUAGGUAUUUAAAGUCACACCACUUAACAGUUCAUACCAACAACAGUGACGGACAGUUGGCUACACACAAGUGUCCAUACGAUGGCUGUACUAAAGAGUAUAAAUCGCUUCCGUCGUUGAACUAUCACAUCAAUCAACUUCACACAAUGUUGGCGACCAAAUCGUUUCUAUGCGAUGCCGACGGUUGCGGCAAAAGUUUUUACCGUAAAUAUAAUCUGGAAACUCAUAAAAAGCGCGUCCACUACGAUCUGAGGCCUUACCCGUGUGAAUGGCCCGGUUGUGACAAACGGUUUAAGGCGCCAACUAGUCUGAGAAUACAUCGCGAAAGACAUAGCGGUGUCCGACAGUACCGGUGCGAUGUCGGCGAUGAUUGCAAUAAGUCGUUUACUACCUAUAAUGGACUGAAACAGCAUAAAAGAUCGCACACCCGGCCCUACCAGUGCUCGUGGCCGGCCUGUGAGUUCAGAUGCGGAUCCAGUGUUACACUUGAAGAUCAUAUGAACGGACAUCAGGGCAUCAAACCAUUUAAAUGUCAUUUUCAUGGAUGCGAUUGCAGUUACAGUAGUAGAGCAUCGCUGAGAGUUCAUUGGCGUCUAAUACAUAAAUUUAUCAAAUCAUAUGAACAUAAAUCGUAA
Molecule: messenger RNA, 4203 nt
Organism: Oppia nitens
Lineage: Eukaryota; Metazoa; Arthropoda; Arachnida; Sarcoptiformes; Oppiidae
Product: zinc finger protein 62-like
Exons: 4
Coding region: 1-4203 (1400 amino acids)
Biological process (GO): regulation of transcription by RNA polymerase II
Cellular component (GO): nucleus
Molecular function (GO): RNA polymerase II cis-regulatory region sequence-specific DNA binding; DNA-binding transcription factor activity, RNA polymerase II-specific
Source: RefSeq, a predicted model, not a curated record